This is a messenger RNA of Populus euphratica (Euphrates poplar), 2329 nucleotides long. RefSeq lists its product as uncharacterized. The transcript has 7 exons. Lineage: Eukaryota; Viridiplantae; Streptophyta; Magnoliopsida; Malpighiales; Salicaceae. The annotation marks the transcript as partial. The record is from RefSeq and is a predicted model, not a curated record.
CCGAUACUUUCCCUUGACACCAAGGCUUCAGAGACUGUUCAUGUCUCCAUAUCAUGCCAAAGAUAUGACAUGGCAUCAUUUUCAUACGUCAGAUAAUGGGGUUAUGGUGCACCCAUCUGAUGGGGAGGCAUGGAAGGAGUUUAAUCGUGUCCACUUAAGCUUUGCAUCAGAUCCGAGAAAUGUUCGGUUAGGGUUAUGCACUGAUGGGUUUUGUCCAUUUGACAUGUCUUCAAAUACAUACUCUUGUUGGCCAGUAAUUGUUACUGUUUAUAAUUUGCCUCCGUGGAAGUGCAUGACUAGACCAUUCAUGUUUUUGACAAUGAUGAUUCCUGGGCCAAAGAAUCCAGGGAAAAAGCUUGAUAUUUUCUUAAGGCCUUUAAUUGAUGAGUUAAAGAAUUUAUGUCAAUCUGAUAAGUUUUUGAAAGGAGUAAUUGAAAGGCUCCCUCCUUUACCUCGUCCAUCUGGUUUGGAAAUGUUAAAUGAAGUGUCCAAGUAUACUGAGGGACAUAAUGGAAGUUCAUCAUGUAAUGAUAAAAUUCCUGGCUUUGGUGUUAAACACAAUUGGGUGAAGAAGAGCAUUUUCUGGGAGCUUCCAUAUUGGCAUACAAAUUUGAUUCGUCAUAAUCUUGAUGUCAUGCAUAUUGAGAAAAAUGUCUUCGACAAUAUUUUUUAUACAGUAAUGGAUUGUCCUAAUAGAAGUAAGGAUAAUUUAAAGGCUAGGUUGGACAUUCAAUUAUAUUGUAAGAAGCCAAAUCUGCAUUUGCAACAAGAUAUGAGUGGUCGGGUUUACAAACCUAAAGGCACUUAUUGUCUACACAAGAAACAACAACAAGAAGUUUUGUCAUGGAUGAAGGAAUUAUCAUUUCCUGAUGGUUAUGCUUCAAACAUUUCACGAUGUGUGAAAGAGGCACAAUGUAAGAUUUUGAAGAUAAAGAGCCAUGAUUGUCAUGUCUUCAUUCAAAGACUUCUUCCAACUGCUUUCCGACCUUACUUACCUAGGCCACUAUGGGAGGCAUUAACUGAACUGUCUGUAUUUUUUCGAGAUAUUUGUACAACAAAUUUAAAUGCCCAGCAUAUGGAGUUAAUGCAGAUGAAUAUAAUUGAAAUAAUGUGCAAACUUGAAAGGAUUUUUCCUCCAUCCUUCUUUGACUCCAUGGAACACUUGAUGAUACAUCUACCUUAUGAGGCAAAAGUUGGUGGACCAAAGAAAGUGACCAAUAAAGCUAAAGUUGAGGGUUCCAUAUGUGAAGCAUACUUGAUUGAUGAAAUCACCAAUUUUGCAUCUCAUUAUUUUGGUGAUGACGUGCAAACAAUUUGGAAUCGAGUUCCACGGAAUGAUGAUGGUGGCCUUAACAUUUCAUCAAAAAAUAUGGCUGAAGAAGAUAAUCAAUCACUUCAUAAUGAAAAUAAUGAGAAUAACCGUGCUAGAACACUUAGAGACCACAUGAAUCCCACAAGAACAAAUAGGCAAAUGGUUGAAUUGAUGUGCAAUGGAACUUUUGAAGAUAAAGACCCUGAUGAAGCAAUGGAGUACUUAGACUUGUUAGCUGAAAAUGCUCAAAAUUGGGACACCACGGGUACUUAUGAGGCACCGAGUAAAACUCAACCUCACACAUCUAGUGGAGGCAUGUACAACCUUAGGGAAGAUCAUGACCUUCAAGCCAAGUUUGCAUCUUUAGCUAGAAAAGUCGAGGCACUAGAAUUGAAAAAGAGUGAAUGUCUCCAUGAACAAGCCCAUGCUUUAAACAGUUUCCAAAGGCCCAACCACAACCCAUACUCCCAAACAUACAACCCUGGUUGGAGAAAUCACCCAAAUUUUAGUUGGAAGAGUGAGAACAACAAUGCACAAACUUCACAACCACAGUUUCAAGCACACCAUAAUUUCCAAAAUUCUCAUGGAUAUGCACCUCCUUAUGCUCCACCUCCUACAAGAAAUUUUGAGGAAACUUUGUAUGCAUUCAUUGAAAAGCAAGAGACAAUCAACACUCAACUUGCUCAAAGCAUAACAGAUUUUAAAGAUACUCUUGCAAAAUUCACAUCUGCUCUCAAUUUUCAAGAGCAAGGUAAGUUUCCAUCUAAACCACAGCAAAAUCUCAAGGAGCAAUACAAUGCAAAUGCAAGUAGUUCCAGAAGCCAACACAUGGAUCAAGUCAAAUCAGUCACUACUCUACGCAGUGGUAAGGUUAUUGAAAAACCCUCUCUUGAACCUUAUGAGAAAGAUGAUGAGUCAAUUUCUAAGGGAAAGGAAGGGGUUGAAUCUGAAAAUUGCAAAGAAACGACUGAUUCUCCGCCAGCACUUCCAUUUUCUCAUGCCAUGACCAAUCAGGAA